AUGCCACCAUCUAAAACUUCUGACAAAAAUUUGGAUUUCGAAAGUACGCUACAAGCCGUCAUUCUUGCUGAUAGAUUUAAUGGACGAUUCCGUACCAUAACCCUUGAUAGGCCACGAUCAAAAUGGAGUCGAUCGUAUUCUCCAAUAAAAAUAAUUACUAUCGUAACACCUGAAGCGCGUUCAGCUGGAGAUGCACUGAGAAAAUUAGAUGAAAAAUAG
Cetraspora pellucida is the source of this 219-nucleotide messenger RNA. The record is from the annotation of a GenBank genome assembly. NCBI's taxonomy places the organism in Eukaryota, Fungi, Glomeromycota, Glomeromycetes, Diversisporales, Gigasporaceae.